CGACGGGACCUUUUUGAAGGAUGAAACAGACCGCAUGAUGACUUUCUUCCAGCAAGGAUUCGUAAUUUUACCUUGGGGUCAACCUCCGCCGGAGGUAAUAAGGGAAGUUGAUGAAGCUAUUAGGACGGAAAUGCCCUCCAAUGAAUACUACAUCGCAGGCAUAUUCAAUUCCGAGUUAUCGAAGGUGCUGAUCAAGUUUAUGAUGUAUAACAUCUCCACAGAAAAGAACGAAUAUAUCUACUACUCUCUGCUUGGUGGUAGAAACCUGGAAGAGAUGCUACUGGGGGAACCAAUACUAGUGGACUGCAGCAAAGUUUCGGACCCACCACAGCUCUGUCGGCUUGGCCCAUAUGGUUAUGAUAAAGGCGAGGCUGUGAACCUGCUGCGUAAAAUCCGAGGCACGGUUCGCAUCCCCUACUACUCAGGGUCGCAGAAGCUGGACAUGUUUCAAUUUCAAGAGAUAAGGCACGACGAGCGACAUCUACCUCUAGAAUUAACAUUGGGGGAUAUCAUUUGCGUUGAUUCAGAUCUUUGUAUUGAUUGGCCAUUACUAGACAGUGAUGGUAUUUUUGUGUUAAUGACAGUUGCAAGAGGAGAUCCGCAACUGGGAAUACAAAGAGAUCGACGCUCUAUGCCCGUUGCCCCUUUCCACUCCACGACGGAAAUCAGGAUCCUUGAAGAACGAUCUGGAUAUCCUCGACGGCAAUAAGCUAUUCAUCGCGCAUAGCGGUCACUGUCUCACCCACCACCAUUUCCUGGUUUUGGAAGCGUGGCCAUUUGGCAUCAAUCAAAAUUUUGUAGUUUUCUCGCAUCAUUACCAUCUUGAGAGAGUAGCGUUGAAAAUGCAGAAGUCGUGGACUACAUCGUAAAAGGUGACAUAAAACAUCCAACUGUUCGAAGUUGAUUUCCUUUAGUCGUUCCCGAAUAGGAAGAAAAGCACCUGUUAAUGCCGGUAUCUGUAAUUCGUUUUCAAUAAUUUUCUCCUUCAUUGUCACCGUAAUCACUGAGCGUAGGAUAGGUAGAUCAAAGCCAUGUUUCUCGGCAAAUUCGGAAAGCUUUCCUUGUGAGUU
Messenger RNA from Talaromyces proteolyticus, 1070 nucleotides. RefSeq lists its product as uncharacterized. NCBI's taxonomy places the organism in Eukaryota, Fungi, Ascomycota, Eurotiomycetes, Eurotiales, Trichocomaceae. Bases 35 to 709 code for a protein of 224 amino acids. The record is from RefSeq and is a predicted model, not a curated record. The transcript has 2 exons.